UAUAAAAUGGGGAACUCUUCUUGCUGCCAUACAGCCAAGGAUUCAUCAUACCAGUACAACAGAGACACUUUUACAGGGGCUAAUGAAUACUCCAACUUUAUCAUUUAUGAAGGCAUGAAUAGAAUUACAGAGAAAUCUGUAAGACUAGAAGAUAGGGUUAGUCUCUCAGAAGGAUUUCCCUCCACUAAGAUGAAAGAAAUGGGGAUGAACAGAAAAACUCAAUCGAACAAGAGAGGCCUUCUACAAAAAAAAGGAAAAUAAGAAAUCUAUAAAGAAUGUGAGGUUCACCUGAAUAAAACCUAUCGAGGAAGACAUACCAGUGUUCGAGGGUUCACAAGAAAGGAAACUUGAUCAAGCAAGCUCAAAUAACACAAUUUCUGUUAGAAAUUAUGCAUAGUGUAGCCAAUUACAGAGGAAGUAACUAAUUUGAUGCCUAGAAAUCCAUAAAACUACUAUAUUUCGUUUAGAAG
This is a messenger RNA of Moneuplotes crassus, 470 nucleotides long. The record is from the annotation of a GenBank genome assembly. Lineage: Eukaryota; Ciliophora; Spirotrichea; Euplotida; Euplotidae.